Messenger RNA from Anneissia japonica, 3479 nucleotides. RefSeq names its product nucleolar GTP-binding protein 2-like. Bases 84 to 2261 code for a protein of 725 amino acids. Gene Ontology annotation, molecular function: GTP binding. The record is from RefSeq and is a predicted model, not a curated record. NCBI's taxonomy places the organism in Eukaryota, Metazoa, Echinodermata, Crinoidea, Comatulida, Comatulidae. Gene Ontology annotation, cellular component: nucleolus. The transcript has 14 exons.
CACGACACGAGCAUCCACAUGGUUGUCACUGCCAAUUAAAAUCUGUUGUACGGUCUUGUAGGUAGCCUAGUACUAAAAUAAACAUGGCAAAGACCACAUUACAGAAGAAAAAUAUUAAUCGAAUAAAGAAGUCAAAUAGCAGUACAAAUCCCGACAGAGAGAAAGGAUGUGGAGGAAGAAACAUGAGGGACAAGGCUACCAUCAGACGCCUGAAUAUGUACCGUGGCGGAAAAGCUCAAAGGAAUCGCCAAGGCAAGAUAGUCAAAGCAGCUGCAUUCCAAUCAGCAUUGAAAUCUGGCACAGUAGCACGAGUUGAACCCAACAGGAGGUGGUUUGGAAACACAAGAGUAAUCACACAAGGCGCUUUGCAAAACUUUCAGGAGGAACUCGGCAAAGUGUUGAAAGACCCGUACAAAGUUGUGAUGCGACCAACACAACUUCCAGUUACUUUACUACAAGAAAGAGCAAAGCAAUCCAGAGUUCAUUUGUUGGACACGCAAAGUUUUGAAAACACCUUUGGGCCCAAAAAACAGCGCAAGAGAGUCAACAUGAAGUUCUCAGAUAUGUCUGAAAUGGUGACGAGUGUAAACAAGUCUGUCGAAGACUAUAACCAGGAAAAAGAUAAGGAUCUGGAAAAGGAGGAUGAUGAUGGUACUAAGGAUGAAGUUCGUGAUUGGGUGUUUGGAGCUGGGCAGUCCAAAAGAAUUUGGAGCGAGCUUUAUAAGGUGGUAGAUUCCUCUGAUGUUUUGAUCCAGGUUCUCGAUGCCAGGGAUCCUAUGGGCACACGAUCUCCUCACAUUGAAAAUUAUCUAAAGAAGGAAAAACCAUUCAAACACCUCAUCUUUAUUUUGAACAAGGUGGACUUGGUACCAACAUGGGUCACAAAACACUGGGUGGCUGUAUUAUCUAGUGAGUGUCCCACCUUAGCGUUCCAUGCCAGUGUGAAGAAUCCAUUCGGAAAAGGCGCACUCAUUCAACUUCUGCGGCAGUUUUCUAAGCUCCAUAUUGACAAGAAACAGAUAAGCGUUGGGUUCAUAGGUUAUCCAAAUGUUGGCAAGAGUUCGAUCAUCAACACACUUCGCUCCAAGAAAGUUUGCAAAGUCGCGCCUAUAGCUGGUGAAACCAAGGUUUGGCAGUACAUAACACUGAUGCGCCGUAUCUACCUCAUUGAUUGCCCCGGCACAGUACACCCGACUGGAGACACAGAAACGGAGAUCAUACUAAAGGGCGUAGUCCGAGUUGAAAAUGUUAAGUUCCCAGAAGAGCACAUACCAGAGGUGUUGCGUAGGGUGAAAACCGAGUACAUUACAAAAACGUACCGUAUUACACAAUGGACCGAUCACAUAGAUUUUCUAGAGCAGCUAGCACGAAGAUAUGGAAAACUGUUGAAGGGUGGUGAACCGGAUAUUAGUACCGUUGCCAAGAUGGUUCUCAACGACUGGCAGCGAGGCAAGAUACCUUUCUAUGUUAGACCGCCACCUAGCGAUGGCAAGACAGAACCAACAUCUAGCAGAGCAGAAAAUGUUAUAAAGAAAAUGGAUAAAGGCAAAUCACCAAAAUUUAUAGAGUUUGUCAAAGGAAAAGAAACAACUGUAGAGACAAACGUUGAAAAGCAAUCUACUGGUAUUGAGGAAAUAGAAAAGCGACCUAAUAAAAAGAAAUCCAAAGAAGUAGCAGGGGUUGUACAAGACUUAUCACAAAUUCAGGUCGGCCCUAAAUUUAAUGAGGACGAUGCAACACCCGACAUGGAAACCGAUGAUGUGGAAACAAACGAUAACGAUAUGGAGCAUAAAUGUGAGAACAGUUCAAAUACAGAAGAAAUAAAGGUUUCAGACAGGACUAAAAUAAAAUCAACAGAGUUAAAAGGUAAAAAGAAAAAGGGAAGGAAAGUAAAGGCUGCUGUAGAUAUAAGCCUUUCAGAGUUCCAAGGCAGAGAUACAAGGAAAAAAGAGGGAGGAGUGUUAGAAGGUGUAAGUGCAUUCCUCAGUAACAAAAACCAAGAAGAGAUGGAAUUGCUGAAACAAGUAAAACAAGGGAGGAAUGAAAUUGAAGAAAGUCAAGAACCUGUCCAAGAAAUGAGGAAUUCAAAGAAAAGGAAGCAUAAUAAUGCUGAUGAUGAUGAUGAUGAUGAUAACGAAAGCCAUCUGACAUCUAAGCAGAGGAGAAGUCUGGAACGACAAAAGAAAGAAAAAAAGACUGGAACACAUUUCUACAAAGUGACGAAUGUAAAAAAUAAGAGCAAAAGAAAUAAAAAGAAUUGAUAACAUGAUAAGAAAAGAACACAGCGGAUGCUACAUAUAUAUUCACCAUUGAUUACUCAGGAUUUAGUUUACAUCCAGCCUACAUAUGUAAACAUACAGAUGCCAUCAUUUUUGCUUAGGAUUUGCGAUAGAUUGAAAGCACUGUAUUGCAUCUAAUUAUAUUUAAUUUAUCUAAGACAGAAAUAAAAAACAAUUUUAAGGGUUUCUCAUAAAAAAAAAAAACAUACCGUACUUCAUUAUUACACUUAACAUCUCUUGGCCCAAUAGAGUCCUCAUGUGAAUGGACCUUUCUUCUAAGCCCGCCCCUUAGAUAUUGUUACUAAGGUCCUAUGAAGCUACCAUGUUAAAACAUACACGUAGGCCUACUUGUGUAUUUGUGGGUUAACAUGUGUGCUUGUAAGACAUGAACAUAUUCCUGGCUCUGUUGUGGUUGUUCAGUUGUUAAGUUUGUUGACACUCUUGAAAGGUCUGCAUGAAGUAGAUAUUGGUGUAAGGUAUUGUUUGAAAGAGACAGUUAUUGUGUAUGAUUGCCAAAGGUGGCGCCAGUAUCUUCCAGACAAAAGGGCAGAUUCCAUAAUAAGAAUGUAAGUGGGCGUGGUCGGACGUCGUAGUGAUCCAGUGUAGCCUCUGGAUACUAUGACGAUUUAGUGGUUUAAAAGGCUUAUUAAGCGAUUCUAGAGUCUACUAAUUAUGUAAAAAAAUAUACAGUAUAUAUUUUUCUCCCAGACGAAGGGUGUUUUUCUCCCCGACGAGGGGAUCUCUCUUUGACGGAGGCCUAGGGUCCUCCACUCCAUAGCGCUACCCUUGAUGAUUAAGACUCGCAAUUGGAUAGGAAUCAAGUUUUUUAAUUGAAAAGUACUAAUUCAUGACAAUAUACAGUAUGUAUAUUUUCUUCUCUAAUAAUUGAAGAUUAUUAAACAUUUUUUAAUGUAAUUAAAAGACAUACAAUACCUUGUUAUUGUCAUCGAUAUUUUACACUUCCCCUGCAUACUAAUUUUGUGCAAAAGUUAGACAUGGACAUGUCUCACAAGAUUUAUCAUUCCCUCCCAUAUAUAAUACGUUGCUGCAUUAUCUUUUCUAAACCCUGUCCAGAUUACCAAAUUCUGUUGUAUACCCAUAUAUAGUCAUGAUGUACCUAUAUAUGGUCAUGAUGUGAACUUAUUUAGCCUUGUCAUGUGUUUUUGUCAAAUUAGAUUUGAUAGUCUGAACAGGGCUUUA